AUGAUGCUCGAUCUGAAGCAGAUUGCGGCCGUCCUCCUGGCUUCGGCCUCUGUGGCCCACGCCGCCGUUCAAGGCUUUGAUAUCUCCCACUACCAGGCCAACGCCACCGAGAGCACCACCUACACCGACCCUUCCUUCUCCAGCCACUACACCGGUGCCACAAAUGCUGGUUUCAUUCGCGGUGGCUACCACUUUGCCGUUCCUAAUGACAGCAGCGGCGCCGCCCAGGCCAAGUACUUCCUUGCUCACGGUGGAGGCUGGUCAAACGACGGCAUCACCCUUCCCGGUAUGCUCGACAUCGAGUACAACCCCUAUGGCGCCACAUGUUACGGACUUAGCGCCUCUCAGAUGGCCUCUUGGAUUUCCGACUUUGUCAACACCUACAAGAGCAGCACCGGUCGGUAUCCGAUGAUCUAUACCACCGCUGACUGGUGGAACACCUGCACGGGCAACAGCAAAUCUUUCACUGAGUGUCCCCUGGUGCUGGCUAGGUACUCCAGCUCUGUGGGCACCAUUCCGGGCGGAUGGCUGUACCAGUCGUUCUGGCAGAACUCGGAUAGCUAUACCUAUGAGAAGGACGCUUUAGUCCAUAAUGAGGUCCAUGGAGUGCAUGGGGAGAUUGUGCACCUGGCUCAAUACUUCGAUCUUUCUUAUAGUCCUGGAGACAGUCCUAGGUGUUAG
Messenger RNA from Aspergillus viridinutans, 681 nucleotides. RefSeq lists its product as uncharacterized. Gene Ontology annotation, biological process: carbohydrate catabolic process; peptidoglycan catabolic process; cell wall macromolecule catabolic process. Gene Ontology annotation, molecular function: lysozyme activity. Lineage: Eukaryota; Fungi; Ascomycota; Eurotiomycetes; Eurotiales; Aspergillaceae. The transcript has 2 exons. The record is from RefSeq and is a predicted model, not a curated record. The coding region runs from base 1 to 681 and encodes 226 amino acids.